Molecule: messenger RNA, 2103 nt
Organism: Trametes versicolor FP-101664 SS1
Lineage: Eukaryota; Fungi; Basidiomycota; Agaricomycetes; Polyporales; Polyporaceae
Product: nuclear protein
Exons: 4
Coding region: 27-1973 (648 amino acids)
Biological process (GO): peptidyl-proline hydroxylation; regulation of translational termination
Cellular component (GO): cytoplasm
Molecular function (GO): L-ascorbic acid binding; iron ion binding; peptidyl-proline dioxygenase activity
Source: RefSeq, a predicted model, not a curated record
GCCUCGCCCACACGACCCACACGGCUAUGACGCACCGGACGCACGAACGCUCCCCGUCCCCCCAGCCCGACGCCUCAGAGCCCGGGCUGCUCAAAAGGCUCAAGUCGAGCCACAUCUCGGGAACCGGCGCCGCCUCGAGCGCGACCGUCGACCCGACCCCGCACUUCGCGCCGGACCUCUUUGGGCCGUCGAAUAUCCACCGGCUGCACACCGAGUACGACGCGAGCGCGCCCUUCAAGCACGCCGUCGUCGACAAGCUCUUCCAGGACGAUCUCCUCCAGCGCGUGAAGGACGAGGCCUUGGCAGAGCUCAGCUUCUCGGAAAAAGAGACAGAUAUCUACAAGGUCUACCAAACUGGCGACCUCGCCUCGCUCAACUUCCUCGACCUGCAGCAGAUCGCGCUCCUGCCAUCACUGCUUACACUGCGCGAUGCACUCUACUCGCCCAUGUUCCGCUCCUUCCUGCGCGCGGUCACCGGCUGCGGCCCGCUCUCGGGCACGAAGCAGGACAUGUCCAUCGUCAGCUACCGCAAGGGCUGCCAUCUGCUCAACCACGACGACGUCAUCGGGACCCGCCGCGUCUCGUACAUCCUUUACAUGCCGCUCCCACAUUACCAGGGCUGGCAGCGCGAGUGGGGCGGCGCGCUCGAGCUGUACCCCGUCAGACCGGGACCGGACGGUGUGCCCGAGCCCGAGGCGGUCCCGAGCAAGAGCAUCCCGCCCGUGUGGAACCAGUUUGUGUUUUUCGAGGUGCAGCCAGGACACAGCUUCCACUCGGUCGAGGAGGUAGUCGUGGGCGAGUCGGAGGACGGCCGGCAGCGGUUGAGCAUCAGUGGCUGGUUCCAUGCCGCUCAGCCUGGAGAGGAGGGCUACCAGCCAGAGCACCAGCCAGAGCUGAAGAGCUCACGAGAGCAACUUGCCUCCACCCAGACGGACUUCCGGGCGUACCCCGAAAACAUCGAGCCUCCACUCCCGAGCGAUUCGUUGACAGAAGACCACGUAUCCUUCCUCUCCGAGUACCUCAACCCCGUCUACCUCCAGACACGUACCAUGAAGGCUCUCGCGUCCCGCUUCGUCGAAGAGUCCAGUCUCGAGCUACACUCCUUCCUCUGUGCCCCACUCGCCGACAAACUGCGCGCCGGGCUCAAGGACAGGGACGACGCAGACGGGCUCGGCCCGAACCGCCCCACACGCAUCCCCCCACACUCCGCAGGGGCAGAGGGCGCGUGGGAGUUGCGCGGUCCUCCACACAAAUGGCGCUACUGCACGCUUCGGGCCCCUGGGGGCGGCGCCCGUAUGGCGGUCAGCCCACGCUGGGCACAUACGGACCCGGACGAGGCGGUACGCAGCCUACAGGACGAACUGCUCCCGAGCCCUGCGUUCCGUGCAUGGCUUGCGUGCGUGUCGAAUCUGCUCCCGAUGCGCUAUUCUGCGGAGGCGCGCCGCUUUAGGCCUGGCCUGGACUAUACGCUCGCGACGAGCGAGGCGAAGGACACGCGGCUAGAUGUCGUCCUCGGACUUACGCCGCAAAUUGAGGGGCACGAUACGGCGCCCGCGAGUGGCAGUGGCGAGGAGGAGCCGUUGCGAGGGUGGCAGAGCGGAGAGUGGGGAGCUUGGGAGUGCUACAUGGCGCCUCACGACGAGGAAGACGACCCGGCGGUCUACCGCUCGGGCUCGCACAAGAAGACGGUCAACGGCGCGAACGGUACCAACGGUACUAACGGCCACGUCGCGGACGAAGAGGCGGAGAUGGCCGAUGCGGACGACGAAGACGCAGACGAGGACGAUGAGGAAGACGACGGCACACUGCUGACGGUCCAGCCGGGCUUCAACCGGCUGCUGCUUGUCCUGCGCGACGAAGGCGUGAUGCGCUUCGUCAAGUAUGUCUCCGCCGCAGCCGAGGGCUCGCGGUGGGACAUCUGCGGCGAGUUCGAGAUUGGGAUGGUGCAGGAGGAGUCCGGGGACGAGUCGUGAAAGAGCUGCGCGCGCGUAGCGCUGUGGUCAUCCUCUCCUACGGCAGAGUGCCACAUGUACACCCAUAUAUUUUUCCCGGUGAUAGUAGCAGUAGCAGUAGUUGUAGUAGUGCUUGUAAUGCCAUACCAUU